Messenger RNA from Didymosphaeria variabile, 1914 nucleotides. RefSeq lists its product as uncharacterized. The transcript has a single exon. The coding region runs from base 1 to 1914 and encodes 637 amino acids. The record is from RefSeq and is a predicted model, not a curated record. Lineage: Eukaryota; Fungi; Ascomycota; Dothideomycetes; Pleosporales; Didymosphaeriaceae.
AUGGACAUGCCCCGGGGCCCGCUUCCCCUCAACGAAGCCGACUUUCUCGACUUCAUCUACAAUUACUUCAAAGCCGAAUACGCCCCUAUCCGAUGGAUCUUCGCCUCCACCGCCGAAGCUGUCCCCCUUCAGCCAAAGCGCUGGCUAGCAAUGGGCGACCAACUCUCUCCUACAUCGUUCCGACCCGCUGACCCAAGGGCCCAUGCCGACCUUCAAUCCCUCGAGUACUGCAUUAGAAAGUGGAAUCUGGACCCUGUGUUUGUGAAGGGUAUCGUGGUGAGAUAUAGUAAAUAUCGGGUUCAUGAACGCCUAGAAAAGAAGUUGUAUGAGCAUUACAGAGGGGAUCUGAUUGUGCGCAAAGCGCUGAAGGAGAAAGCGAUGAUUGACUGUCUUUGGCCGUCCCCAGCGCCGGCUAAUCUUCCCAAGGAGCUGCUACAGCAGGGCGUUCAGGUACGGCAGUGGUACGGGUUCAUGUUUAUGAAAUACUUUUCCAAGCUGAGAGCAGAGGAUGACUUCACGUUUAGACCUGAAGUCGCCCACACGCUAAAGACUGCUGGGACACUUAUGUUGGUUCCAUACGCGGACCACAUCACUGCUGGGCCGGUGGAACCUAUAAAGGCGAUUGUGAGCAGUGGUGCGGGGUUUGUGAAUGCACCCGCAAGUAGGAGGAAUAAAGAGAAUGUGGCGAAAGGGUUCGGGGAGCCAGAUCGCUUCGAGAUCCGUUUUGAUUCUCCAGGGGAGGUGCAGAGUACCGUGGCGAGGAGCGUGAUGCGGCAGUGUCGGUGCUUGAAGUGCGGAACCUUCAGAGACGUGCAGGUCGCUGUGUUGAUCGAUCCGACGCCAGGAGGCGUGGCACCACAGAGCGCGGAGAGGCCGAGUAAUCCGAAUACGUUGGCACCGAGACGGGGUCAUACGAGCAAGGUCAGUCAGAGGUAUACGCCCGGUUACGACAUGCCCGGCGCCCACGAUGCAGCGAGACAAGCAGUCCCCCCACAGAUGGAAGCGCACAAUGCCACUGCAGGCGUCCGGUCGCCAUCACCGGUUCAGAAGAAGCAGUGCCCCGCGUGCACGUUUUUGAACCAUCCUGAACUCACGGCUUGCGAGAUGUGUCAAAACGAGCUCCCAGAGACCUUGACUACGAAACCGCCUAGUCCUGUGCAGCAGAAGACUGCGAAGCCAGCCCAUGCGCACUCGGCGUCUCUGCCAGCAAAUUCCGGAACGGAGGAGAGACCGGGACUGUUGAACAAGGUGAAUAGGUAUAGUCUCGGCCUGGGCUCGACACUUUACUCUAUCUCGCCGUUCGCUGCACAGCAGCAGCAGCCACCAACUCGUAUCAUUUCCCGGCCACAGCAGCCGAUGGAACAGAUUUCCAAGCUCCCGGUCAACGAACCACGCGUCAACGGUCCUCUACCAGGCGAACCACACACAUCACAGGCACCGCAGGCCUCGAACAAGGAAUUAGCUGCCAAUCAGGUACCGGCGUCCAAACAUCGCCGUCGCGAACACCCCAAACCACAAGCACCACCACCGCCUAAGCAAGAGCCUCCCAUACCCCCAAUCUCAUCGCCCAUCGCGCCUGAUCCCGCCCCUCGCACUCCUCCCGAGAACGACCCGCCGCUCCACAACCACCCCGAACUCAACCUUCUCCCGCUAAGUCCUCCUCCGACUUUUGACCUCCGUCCCACGCCCCUAGGUCUCCCGCAGAACCUGAUGGACGACUAUGUCCCCAUUUCCCCGCCUUUGGCGCAUGAUGGGGAGGUGGAAGAUGCAGGGUGGGGAGAGGUUAGUAAGGCAGAAGCGAAGGGAGAUGAGAGUGAGGACGAGGAAGAUGGUUAUAGUGGGGCGAUGGUGGAUCUAGAUGAGGUGGCGAGGGAGGAGAUGGGCGUUUGGGGAGAGCGGGAGGACGAUGAUUAA